This is a messenger RNA of Raphanus sativus (radish), 1771 nucleotides long. Its product is annotated as bZIP transcription factor 29. The coding region runs from base 253 to 1593 and encodes 446 amino acids. The record is from RefSeq and is a predicted model, not a curated record. Gene Ontology annotation, biological process: regulation of DNA-templated transcription. Gene Ontology annotation, molecular function: DNA-binding transcription factor activity. Lineage: Eukaryota; Viridiplantae; Streptophyta; Magnoliopsida; Brassicales; Brassicaceae. The transcript is spliced from 4 exons. Gene Ontology annotation, cellular component: nucleus.
GAGAAAAUCGCGGAGGAAGAAAAGAAAGGGAAGACAAAUUGGCCCUGAGAUUUUCCAAAUUUCUAGAGAGAGAAAGGAAGAUUUAGUUUACUUCAACGAUGUCUUUUUUGUUUAUUACUAAAAUUUUAUCGCCAUUUACGCCAUUGAUUGAUUGAUUCAAAGCUAAAGUGCGUUGAAGCAGAGAGAGGUAUCAACUUACAUUUUGCUCAUUCACUGUCAUUCAUUAACCGUCGGAUCUUGAAGAAAAAGGAAAUGGGUGAUACAGACAGUGAUAUGAUCCGCACAUCGAUUCCGAAACAGCCUCAUCAGCUCGAACUAAACCCCAAUCACAUCCAGUUCUCCAGCGACAGUACCAGACGAGUCGGUGUCCCUCCCACUUCCCCCUACUCUCAGAUCCCCACGACCAGACCACAACAACCUCAGGGAGGUGCUCACUCACGGUCACGGUCAAUGUCACAGCCUUCCUCUUUCUUCUCCUUCGAUUCCUUGCCUCCGCUAAGCCCUUCUCCCUUCUCCUUUAACAACAACACUUCUUCUCCGCUCUUGUUGCCUCCGUCAUCACCGUUCACGAGAUGCAACUCAGACUCUUCUUCUUCUUCUAGAGUCGUUCUGCCUCCGAGAAAGUCUCACAGACGCUCCAACAGCGACAUCCACAUCCCCACUUGCUUUAACUCUCCGAUCCCUCCUUUCGUCAAGAGAGAAGACAUGGAUGAUGAUCUCUUCUCGGCGUAUAUGAAUCUCGAAAACAUCGACGCCUUGAACUCCUCCGAAGCUGAUGAUGAUAAUAAUGAUAACAGCAAGAACGGCGAGAGCAGUAGAGCAAGCGGGACGACCAAGACUAGCGACGACACAGAGGAGGGAGAGAGCAGCAGUGUUAAUUACGAGAGUGAUCGUAACAAUACCUUGAAGAGAAGAGCUGAUGGAGGAGGAGGAGGAGGAGGAGGAGGAGGAGACGUUGCUCCUACGACAAGACAUUACAGGAGCGUUUCGGUGGACAGCUGUUUCAUGGAGAAACUGUCUUUCGGUGAAGAAGUCUCUCCUACCAACUCUGUUAGCAUCGAGUUUAAGAAGGGUGAGUUCACUGCGGCGGAGAUGAAGAAGAUCAUGGCUAAUGAUAAACUAGCCGAGAUGGCCAUGUCCGACCCUAAGCGUGUCAAAAGGAUAUUGGCGAACCGACAGUCUGCAGCGAGGUCAAAGGAGAGGAAGAUGCGGUACAUUGUGGAAUUGGAACAUAAAGUGCAGACUCUUCAGACCGAGGCUACUACAUUGUCUGCUCAGUUCACGCUUUUGCAGAGAGAUAUGAUGGUAUUGACAAACCAGAACAAUGAGCUCAAGUUUCGUCUUCAAGCUAUGGAGCAGCAAGCUCAGCUUCGCGAUGCUUUGAAUGAAGCACUGAGUGGGGAAGUCCAGAGACUGAAACUGGCAAUUGGUGAGACCAGCCACAACGAAGCUGAUAGAUCAAAGAUGCAAUCACUCAACGCCGACAUGUUCCAGCAACUCAACAUCAGCCAGUUAACACAGCAGCCACAGCCACAGUCUCAGCAGAACCAGAAUGGAACCAUGUCACCAAAACCUGAAUCAAAUGAAUUAUAGUGCAGAUAAGUUGUUCAGUUGGUGGCUGGAUCAAAGGGACUUGGAGUCUUUAGUUUUCACGUUACAUAUCAAUCAAUCAAGCAUUAUAUUUUUAUUUAUUUAUGUGCAGUCUGUUGGAAUUACAUAUAUCAUAUUAUAUGGCGCAAGUUCAGAAAAAUUAAUUUUACAGUAUUUUUUA